GCAGCAUUACCACACCCCCUCCGAGACAACUGUCACCCCCUCUCGUAAGAGUCAACGUUCCUCUACUCACAUCUCCAAGACACCCUCGUCCCCAAUCCGCUCCCCAAGGUAGCCGUCGAUCCCACCUCCACCUCCGAGACACCCCUCGUCCCCAAUCGUUCCCCAAGGCAGCCGUCGAUCCCACCGCUCCUUCUCCGCAGUCCUCGUCUUUCGAGAUUAAAGUUGAUCGACAAAGACAACCAGGAUGUGCUAUUGUAAGUCCAUAUCUACCCGAGAGUUACAGACGGUAUGCUAGAAAGGAGUGCGCGUUUGAUCG
Molecule: messenger RNA, 316 nt
Organism: Striga hermonthica
Lineage: Eukaryota; Viridiplantae; Streptophyta; Magnoliopsida; Lamiales; Orobanchaceae
Source: the annotation of a GenBank genome assembly